UUUGCUCUUUCUACAGUUUCACGCGAGGACGUCUGUUGCGCCUCGAGUGUAUGCAACACGGUCCAUAUCACCAGGUCCAUUCAGUGUUUACUACGGGUUCGUGGAUGCAAAAGCACCUCUGACUACAGGAGCUGACCAAUAGGUUUCAAACGCAGCAGCAGCAGCUUUGUUCAGCUUUUUUCAGUGAUAGUUUCUAGUCUGUAUACACAUACGCAAUUUUUUCGAGACGAUGCCAACCACCUGUAAAUUUCGGCUUCGAAACGAUACUAAUAAGCUGUACUAUUGCGGCGAAAAGCUCGAAGGAAGUGUGGAUCUAACCUUUUCGGAUGCUAAAAAAGUGAACGGAAUCAAACUUAUCAUCGCAGGAGUGGUCCACGUAAAGUGGUUACAGUACCGAGGUCCGAAUCGGUACAGCACAACCUUCAAGGGCAGUGAGGCGUGUCUGCACUCGGAAAUUGACCUUCUGCGAGCAGUUGGUGACUCAACGGCGGAUGUUCCCGCUGGAAAGCACACGUACAGCUUUGACUGCUUCCUCCCCGAAUCAUUGCCUGCCACGUUCGAGGGAAAGCAUGGCCGAAUCCAGUACAUCAUAACCGUAAUCCUGCAGCGUUCCUGGAAGGCAGACAAGAUUUUCACGAUAGAAUUCAUCGUACUAAGGAACGUAGAUCUCAACACGCAACCCCCGUCGAUCCGCGGACCAGCUCGGACAGAAAUAACCCGAUCGUUCCGCUGCUGGCCGUGCAGAACCGGUCCGCUGGUCGUCGCGCUGCAAACCUCCGCGACCGGAUACGUCCCAGGCCAGCGAAUCCCAGUACUGCUGGAGAUCAACAACGGCAGCAGUUCUAAAAUUCAGGUCAUCCACCUGAAGCUGGUGAUGGUCGUGUCGUACUCGAGCGACACUCCGCGAGCCAAGGUCAAAAUCGACCGGGAAGACGUGGUGCGGGCCGAGCUGGACCAAAUCGACGAUCCCGACGAGGUCAAGUACGAAGAGUCCCUGCUGAUACCGCAUCUGCCGGCUACCAGCUGUAGCGACUGUUGCAGCAAGAAGAUCCGCAUCGAGUACGAGCUGGAAGCUGAACUGGAAGUUGGUGCCGUACAUCAGAUCAUGAAGCUGACCAUUCCCGUGCUGAUUGGGACGGUUCCGCUGAACUGCGAUCGUCGCGAGUCGACGAUCAUGGAGUUGGAGACUUAGGAAAAUGGUUUGUUUGGCAGCGGAUUGUCGUUUUGGAAUGAAUGUUAACAUUUUACAUACAGAUAUUAUUAUUAUGAGAUGUUUUGCCAUGUGUCCAAGUUUGCUUGUUAAAAUGUUGAAAUGUGACAGUAAAUAAAGCUACUUCAGUCU
Molecule: messenger RNA, 1342 nt
Organism: Culex pipiens pallens (northern house mosquito)
Lineage: Eukaryota; Metazoa; Arthropoda; Insecta; Diptera; Culicidae
Product: arrestin domain-containing protein 3-like
Exons: 3
Coding region: 230-1192 (320 amino acids)
Biological process (GO): protein transport
Cellular component (GO): cytoplasm
Source: RefSeq, a predicted model, not a curated record